Molecule: messenger RNA, 904 nt
Organism: Leptinotarsa decemlineata (Colorado potato beetle)
Lineage: Eukaryota; Metazoa; Arthropoda; Insecta; Coleoptera; Chrysomelidae
Source: RefSeq, a predicted model, not a curated record
GUAUUUGACUUUGACAAUAAUCACAAUUGACAUUGACAAUAACUUCACAACAUCACAACUUGAACUAAUUUUUCAUUUCAAUAGUGGUUGAAUUCGAAACUUGUCGGUUCGCCUUUGAAACAUGAAAAUACUGUAACUUUUAAAAGUCAGAAUAAUUAGAAGAAUCAUGCAUAUAUUCCCGUUAAUACUAUUACUGCUGAUUACCAGGAAAAUUGCAGACACAGCGCCAAUUGACCCUCUUAAAUCAUUCAUCGAAGGCCUGAAUAAAAGAUGCCCUUCAGAUGUUGAAUCCUUACAUUCAUUGAAGUUCCAAAAUUGCCCAGAUUAUGUGAAAUUGAACAACAUCGAUAAAUUGACCCGAGAAACCGAAAAGGAAGUUCUGUGUGCACUUUUCUAUGAUAGCUUACUUUCAUUUUGCAAAGAGGUUAAGAAACAACAAAUUACACUCGAUAAGUUGGUUAUCCAGCCUGUCCACAAUUACACGCCCAAGGAAGUUUGUGAAAAGCUUUUCCCGGAUAAUAGAACACUGAAAAAUGAUUUGUCGAAAGUUAUUCUUCCUGGCAAAUGCGAAAAAUUGUGCACAACAUAUGAGGGAGUUGAACCUACCAUAGAAUGCAGUUUGGCUUAUUAUUUUACUACAGUUAAUGUAAGUUCUUUGAGUUCAAACAUGAAAUUGAACCAGACGCCUUCGGAAAAUUCAGAAAGUUCCAUUGAACACGUAUUCGUUAGUCAAAAUCAGUCUGGACUAGUCAACCCAAAAAAUAAAUCUGAUAAUGAUUUGGUUUCUCCAAACAACCAGAUUAGUGAAACCCUGGAAGUCAAACCAUCAGUAGCUGAUACUUCUGCAGGAAAUAAUUUAGCUGGGGUUGUUAUUCCAAAAGGGUCAAAAUCCAGUAAACAAAAG